This is a messenger RNA of Aspergillus wentii DTO 134E9, 3167 nucleotides long. It is a transcript of the gene argEF, whose product is annotated as bifunctional acetylglutamate kinase/N-acetyl-gamma-glutamyl-phosphate reductase. Lineage: Eukaryota; Fungi; Ascomycota; Eurotiomycetes; Eurotiales; Aspergillaceae. The transcript has 3 exons. The record is from RefSeq and is a predicted model, not a curated record. The coding region runs from base 49 to 2751 and encodes 900 amino acids. Gene Ontology annotation, biological process: L-arginine biosynthetic process. Gene Ontology annotation, cellular component: cytoplasm; mitochondrial matrix; mitochondrion. Gene Ontology annotation, molecular function: arginine binding; NADP+ binding; acetylglutamate kinase activity.
AUUUCCUUUCUCCCAAGGCAUUGAAGCUGCCGCAUGCUGGUUGACAAGAUGCUUUCCUUUCGCAGUGCUGUGCGGAGAGCUUCCACCGGGAAGCCUCUCCGAGCCCUCUCCGCACCGCGUGUCCCCUCGAGAUUGUCCUCUCCUACUGCUCUGAACUCGCUGAAGGCCUCUGCAGCUCCGUUGCUGCAGAGCCGUCAAUACUCCCGUGCUACCGACCCCCAGCUCUCGUCCACCCGGUCGACCGUCGUCCAGUUGCUGAGUAACAUCGGGUCCAAGCGCGAGGUUCAGCAAUACCUCUCUCACUUCACCUCGGUGUCUUCUCAGCAGUUCGCCGUCAUCAAGGUUGGUGGUGCGAUCAUUACCGAGCACCUUCAGACCCUCUCGUCUGCCCUCGCCUUCCUCAACCAUGUCGGACUCUACCCAAUUGUCGUUCACGGCGCUGGUCCUCAGCUCAACCGCAUGUUGGAGGCCGCCGGUGUCGAGCCCCAGUUCGAGGAUGGAAUCCGUGUGACUGAUGGAAAGACUCUGGCUCUCGCCAGAAAGCUGUUUUUGGAGGAGAACAUGAAGUUGACCGAGGAGCUGGAGCGCAUGGGUAUUCGGGCUCGCCCUCUUACUGCUGGUGUUUUCUCCGCCGACUACCUCGACAAGGAAAGGUACAACUUGGUUGGCAAGAUCAACGGAGUUGAUAAGAAGCCCAUUGAGUCUGCCAUUGAGGCUGGCUGCCUUCCCAUCUUGACCUCCAUGGCCGAGACCCCCGAUGGACAGGUUCUGAACGUCAACGCUGAUGUCGCCGCCGGUGAAUUGGCGCGUGCUCUCCAGCCCCUUAAGAUCGUCUACUUGGCCGAGAAGGGUGGUUUGUUCAACGGUGACACUGGUGAGAAGAUCUCCGUCAUCAACCUGGAUGAGGAGUACGAGCACCUUAUGAGCCAAUGGUGGGUUCGCCACGGUACCCGCCUCAAGAUCAAGGAGAUGAAGGAUCUCCUCAGCGACCUGCCUCGCACCUCCAGCGUUGCCAUCAUCCACCCUGGUGACUUGCAGAAGGAAUUGUUCACCGACUCCGGAGCUGGUACUCUGAUCCGCCGAGGCAACAAGGUGCACACCAAGACCUCUUUGUCCGAAUUCGAGGACCUCCAGAAGUUCAAGGAUGUCCUUGUCCGGGACCGUGAAGGACUCGAUGCUCGCGCUACCGUCGACCGUUACGUCGAAGGACUCGCCGAGCGUGACUUCAAGGUCUUCUUUGACGAGCCUAUGGAAGCCCUGGCCGUGGUGCUGCCUCCUCAGCGGGAAUCCACCCUGGCCCACUUGGCUACCUUCACCAUCACCAAGUCUGGAUGGUUGAGAAACGUUGCCGACAACGUCUUCGCUAGCAUUAAGAAGGACUUCCCCAAGUUGGUCUGGACUGUGAAGGAGGAUGACGAGAACCUGACCUGGUUCUUCGACAAGGCCGACGGUAGCUUGAGCCGUGAGGGCGAGGUUCUCUUCUGGUACGGAAUCGAGAGCGGCGAGGAGGUUAAGCAAUUGGUGCAGGAGUUCACCAAGAACGGCCGCCAGAUGUUCGGUGACAUCAACCUCGAAUCCAGACUCCACCGCGCUGCCCAGGCCGCCACUCAGAUCCUGGGUAAGGGCUUCGGUGCUAGCGGUGCCUCCGCUGAGCAGAAGCGUGCCUUUUCUUCGUCCAGCAAUGCUCUGCGGGCUUCUCGAUUCGCUCGCCCCAUGGCAUUCGGCAACUCCGUCCGCACUUACGCUACCACCAACCCCAACCCUCCCCUUGGUGAGAAGAACAUGUCGAACAACAAGCCCUCCAAGGUUGCUCUGAUUGGAGCUCGUGGCUACACCGGCCAGGCUCUGAUCAGCUUGAUCAACGCCCACCCUCACAUGGACUUGCGCCAUGUUUCUUCUCGCGAGCUGGCUGGCAAGAAAUUGCAGGGUUAUGAGAAGCGUGAGAUCAUCUACGAGAACCUGAGCCCCGACGACGUUCGCCGCAUGUCUGAGAACGGAGACGUUGACUGCUGGGUCAUGGCCCUCCCCAACGGUGUUUGCAAGCCUUUCGUCGACGCCGUCGACCAAGGCUCCAAGGAGGGCAACGUUAUCGUUGACCUGAGUGCCGACUACCGUUUCGACAACAAGUGGACCUACGGUCUUCCCGAGCUUGUCAACCGCUCCACCAUCGCCAAGGCCAGUCGUAUCUCCAACCCUGGAUGCUACGCUACCGCUGCCCAGGUUGGAAUUGCCCCUCUGGUUCCUUUCCUCGGUGGACAGCCCACCACCUUCGGUGUCUCCGGAUACUCUGGAGCCGGCACUAAGCCCAGCCCCAAGAACGACGUUGAGUUCCUCACCAACAACCUAAUCCCCUAUAGCUUGACCGAUCACAUCCACGAGAAGGAGAUCAGCUCGCAGCUUGGAACCCCUGUUGCAUUCGUCCCCCACGUUGCUGUCUGGUUCCAGGGAAUUUCGCACACCAUCAGCAUUCCUCUCAAGCAGGAGAUGACCUCCCGUGACAUCCGUAACAUCUACCAGGAGCGCUACGCUGGUGAGAAGCUCGUGAAGAUUGUUGGUGAAGCCCCUCUCGUCAAGGACAUCGCUGGUCGCCAUGGCGUUGAGGUUGGUGGAUUUGCCGUCCACUCUAGCGGCAAGCGUGUUGUCGUUUGCGCUACCAUUGACAACCUCCUCAAGGGUGCUGCCACUCAAUGUCUCCAGAACAUGAACCUGGCUCUCGGCUACGGCGAGUACGAGGGUAUCCCUCUGGAAUAAUGUGUUGUGUUAAGUAAACUUGCCCUAUAUAAUGUUGAUAUAGUAAGAGGGCUGGUGCGUGGAGUAUUUUAAACAUGGAGCUCUUUUUUUGAAAUAAACAAGUUUUGUUCGGUGUCAAGUCUUUCAAGCUUAAGUUGUCUUUUGCAAAUCUUUCUCGCAUGCUUCAUACCCAGCUGGAUGCACCUUGAUCAGUUGUUAUGAGUAGGUGGUCGAGUAAAACUUUUGGUUAUACCUCUCGCAUCCUUUACAUAACGAACUUGGUUCUUUUGUUUCCAUUCAUCCUUAGAGCCCUACAUAGUCUUCUUGUUUCGGGGUUUUUCGAAGUUUUAGUUCACAUAAAAGCUGCUUCUUUUCUUUAUAACCACCGCCACAUAUAGCAUUGACUGUUGCGAAUCUUUUCAUACUCGGGCAAAGCC